CUCUCACAAAGCAUAUCAAAACCAUUUGCAAUUAGCUUCAACUCUUAUUGAUCCUCCUCCUCAAGUUCUUGUCAUCAACUUGAUUCAAGCAUGGCUUCUAGCAGUAUGUCAACUAUGAUUUUAUCACUUCUUGUUCUAACUAUAAUGUCAGCAACAAGUCACACAAUGGUUGUGGGGGCACGCAAUCUUCAAGAAUCAACAAUGUCAGAGCCAGAAGUGCCACAACUUCCCAAACCUGAGUCGCCACCUCUUCCAAAAGUCCCUGAAUUACCAAAGCCAGAGUUGCCUAAGAUCCCAGAAUUGCCAAAGCCUGAACUACCUAAAAUUCCUGAAUUGCCAAAGCCUGAGCUUCCAAAAGUUCCUGAGAUUCCUAAGGUUCCUGAAUUGUCUAAAGUCCCUGAGAUGCCUAAGGUUCCUGAAUUGCCUAAAGCCCCAGAAGUGCCUAAGCCUAAGCUACCUGAAGUUAAGGUCCCUGAGGUGCCUAAAGUCCCAGUAUUGCCAAAGCCUGAACUUCCCAAAGUACCUGAAAUGCCAAAGGUCCCAGAAUUUCCUAAGGUCCCCGAGGUGCCUAAAGUCCCAGAAUUGCCAAAGCCUGAACUUCCAAAAGUACCUGAAAUGCCAAAGGUCCCAGAAUUUCCUAAGGUCCCUGAGGUGCCUAAAGUCCCAGAAUUGCCAAAGCCUGAACUUCCAAAAGUACCUGAAAUGCCAAAGGUCCCAGAAUUCCCUAAAGUCCCUGAAGUUCCUAAAGCAUUUCCGACCACCAAUCCUUGAGUUAGAACCCGUUAUACUGUUUGUGUCUUCAGAUCAUAAUCCGUUGCUUUCCAGUGCCUAGUUCUUGUUGUUUGAUGGAUGUGAUGUGAUAUACGUUAAUUUUCUCUUCUGUAUAAUUUGUUGUAGCUACUUGAGAAUGGUUGUUACAGCUUAGUAAUGCUAUGAACCUUAUUAUG
This is a messenger RNA of Abrus precatorius (Indian licorice), 947 nucleotides long. Its product is annotated as protein PELPK1-like. The record is from RefSeq and is a predicted model, not a curated record. Lineage: Eukaryota; Viridiplantae; Streptophyta; Magnoliopsida; Fabales; Fabaceae. The transcript has a single exon. The coding region runs from base 91 to 771 and encodes 226 amino acids.